AUGGCUGAACCUGUUGCGCAACCCAUUAACGGGACUUUGCAAAAUGGCGAGACCGAACAGGUGACGCGAGGCGCCAAUGACCGCUUCGGGCUCAUCUCUGGCCCCCUCCUCAACCUGAAGAACAUGCACUACGAUUCCGCGACUGUCUGGCAUGGCAGUGUUAUGAUUGUCACAAAGCCAAUUCAGGAGCAGCCACAGUUGCGCCUGCGCCAAGUGGGCCCUGUGGGCGAUGAAGUGCAGACCAAGGGCGAUGUCGAACAAAAGAGCCAGACAAUUGAAGGUCUCAAGCUUUACGAAGACCCCGAGAAGGCCUUCUGGCGGUUCUCGCUGGCUGUGCCGGUCGAGACCUUCGAGGCGCGCUGGACGUAUGACAUUCCCGGUCUGUACAACGAGUCAGGAGACCAAGUCAAGAAAUCGUGGAACUUUGUCAUCCCAGCUGAAGAGCAGUCGAUGCGUAUCAUGUUCCACUCGUGUAAUGGCUUCUCUGUCGGCACCGACAUGAACGCCUGGGUGGGUCCGAACCUGUGGAACGAUGUGAUGCGCGUGCACGGCGAGAAACCUUUCCACGUCAUGGUUGGCGGUGGUGACCAGAUCUAUAAUGACGGUAUCCGUGUGGAUGGACCUCUCAAGGCCUGGACUACCAUUCAUAAUCCGCACAAGAGACGGACCCACGACUUCGACAAUGAGAUGCGCGCUGCCUGCGAUGACUACUACUAUGCCAACUAUGUCCGCUGGUACAACACCGAGCCCUUCCGCACUGCCAAUGGUCAGAUUCCGCAGGUCAACAUCUGGGACGAUCAUGACAUUAUUGAUGGCUUCGGUUCUUACACCGAUCAUUUCAUGAAGUGUGCCGUUUUCCGCGGUAUUGGCGGUGUCGCAUUCAAGUACUACUGUUUGUUCCAGCACCACAUGGCUCCUCCCAAGUCUACUUUCACUACCGACUCCCCGCAGACUAUGCAUGCUGUCAAUGGAACCUCCGGUGUUGACCCGCGACAGGUGGAGAACACCUACGUGCUGGAGAAUCAGACCGAGGACGACAGCUGGAUUAUCGGCAAGCGCCCAGGUCCAUAUGUGGAGGAGCGCAGCAGAAGUUUGUACAUGCGUUUCGGUAAGCGAAUUGCCUUCAUGGGUCUGGAUGCCCGCACAGAGCGUACCCGCCACCAGGUCAACUACGACGACACAUACGACCUGAUCUUCGAUCGCCUGCAGCGAGAGAUUGUGGCAGCCGAUGGCGACAUCAAGCAUUUGGUUGUGUUGCUGGGCGUUCCGGUUGCCUACCCACGCCUUGCAUGGCUGGAGAACAUCCUCACAUCUCCGAUCAUUGCUCCAAUUCGUCUCCUGAACAAGCGCUUCGGUGUGGCCGGUGGUCUCUUCAACGAGUUCGAUGGCCAAGUCGACUUGCUCGACGAUCUGGACGACCACUACACAGCCCGCCAGCACAAGCGUGAGCGCAAGUUGCUCGUUCACCGUCUGCAGGAGCUGGCCCGCUCCCACUCCAUGCGUGUCACCAUCCUCAGUGGAGAUGUCCACCUUGCUGCAAUCGGCCGCUUCUACUCCAAUCCGAAGCUCAAUCUGGCCGGCGAGAACGAUCACCGCUUCAUUGUCAACAUUGUCAGCAGCGCCAUCACCAACAAGCCCCCUCCCAAGGCCGUCGCUAAUCUCCUCGCCCGCCGCAACAAGAUCCACCGCCUGGACCACGAUUGUGACGAAACCCUUAUGCCUUUCUUCGACAAGCAACCCGGUGGUCAGGAAAAGAGCGCCACUUGGAACAAGGUCACCAUGCCGUCGCGUAACUACGCCACACUCACCGAGGUCGUAGCCCCGGCCUCCAACGGCGAGACGCCAUUGGAAACGGCCGCGCUGGACCAUCUUCCUAAGGAUGGUCACGCACCCUUGCACAAGGGCGAGGUCGGUGCCGGUACAACUCAUCGCGCGGCCGACGGAAUCAGCUGUGACAGCGGCAUGUACGGAGGCCUCGACGUUGCCGUUCGCGUGGAAAUCGACCCUCAUGAUCGUAGCGCUGCCACCGAGGGCUAUGGAUUCAGCAUCCCUCCCCUAAUGGCAACCGAGGGACCCCCACAAGGCCACUCCCGUCUCAGCUUGCACUCGCGCAGGUCGCACCAGGGCCGCCCAUCUACGGCUCAGUAA
This is a messenger RNA of Penicillium arizonense, 2148 nucleotides long. RefSeq lists its product as uncharacterized. Gene Ontology annotation, cellular component: membrane. The coding region runs from base 1 to 2148 and encodes 715 amino acids. The transcript is spliced from 3 exons. NCBI's taxonomy places the organism in Eukaryota, Fungi, Ascomycota, Eurotiomycetes, Eurotiales, Aspergillaceae. The record is from RefSeq and is a predicted model, not a curated record.